CAGUCACCACUAUACUUCCACACGAUCAACAAGCCCGACUACUGCGCCACGGACUCCCGAAGUUUAUUCAAUCAAAGAAAUCAGCAACUUCUCCACCAAUAUGAGCAACUUUGGAGGCGCCGGGCUUGGGCAAAAGGUCCAAAAGCCAAAUCCGCCAGAGCGAGGCUCAUUCCCUCUCGACCACGACGGAGAAUGCAAGGACAUCAUGCUCUCGUACCUCCGAUGCAUCAAGUCUCAUCGCGGCACCAACGACCCCGAAUGCCGCGGCCUCUCUAAGUCAUACCUUUCUUGUCGUAUGGAUCGGAAUCUGAUGGCCCCGGAUUCGUUCAAGAACCUCGGCUUCGGCGAAGACAGUGACGGCCCUGCCACCACCACUGCAAACGCAUCUCAGUCACCGCACCCCAACGGCCAAAACAAACCUCGCGGAGCCUAGGAUAACGAGUCGCUGUUCGAUCGAAGGACAAACAUCACGUGGUCAGCCGUUUGGUAGCAUCCGGAGAACGUGUCUCACAUAGACCUCUCGGAAUACGUCUCCACUCUUCUUGCCGAACACCUUCGAUGU
Molecule: messenger RNA, 562 nt
Organism: Alternaria rosae
Lineage: Eukaryota; Fungi; Ascomycota; Dothideomycetes; Pleosporales; Pleosporaceae
Exons: 4
Coding region: 101-433 (110 amino acids)
Biological process (GO): mitochondrial respiratory chain complex IV assembly
Cellular component (GO): mitochondrial intermembrane space
Source: RefSeq, a predicted model, not a curated record